Peronospora farinosa is the source of this 288-nucleotide messenger RNA. The record is from the annotation of a GenBank genome assembly. Lineage: Eukaryota; Oomycota; Peronosporomycetes; Peronosporales; Peronosporaceae.
AUGGAGUUACGUAACCGUGUCACUGGCAUUACGAAGAAGGCUGCACGCGGUCUUGACGUGGCUCUUGGUCCAACAAUCUACAAUGGGGAGCGUUACUCCAAGAUGAGUGAGCGGAUUAAACGACAACAUAUGAAGCCGUGCGAGGUCGCGGAAGCUAAUACGCAGCGGAUCAUGCGCGCCCAGGUGAUUGCGUUUGUGGUAGCGCUUGUCUUUGUCUUGUCGUUGGUGUCUACAAUGAUGUACCAAGCUCACGUCCGUCGCUCCAACCGCAUGCCUUUCGACGUGUAA